Messenger RNA from Fonsecaea erecta, 4071 nucleotides. RefSeq lists its product as hypothetical. The coding region runs from base 1 to 4071 and encodes 1356 amino acids. Gene Ontology annotation, biological process: telomere maintenance. The transcript has a single exon. NCBI's taxonomy places the organism in Eukaryota, Fungi, Ascomycota, Eurotiomycetes, Chaetothyriales, Herpotrichiellaceae. Gene Ontology annotation, molecular function: DNA binding. The record is from RefSeq and is a predicted model, not a curated record. Gene Ontology annotation, cellular component: chromosome, telomeric region.
AUGACCGUGGUGAUACAGCCACAGCCCACUGCGCCCACAGCGACAGCCAGACUCGACACAUCGUUGCAACUUCCCAUUGCCGACCUUUCUCCAUCGCAAUCCAGUCCUGAUGCCCACAUUCUAGCCCAGGUCGCUCUUGUAUGGCCUUAUUCCAGCUCAACGGGGACAAUCGCCUUGCUGUUAGCCGACCCUGACAUUCGCCGGCGGAAAUCCAAUGGCCAGGUCAAGGCCGUGUUCCGCAAUGGGUGUGCAAAGGAGGUUGCAAAGUCCAAAGUGGGUAUUGGGGAUACUAUGAGGCUUGCAUUGGUCGGCUGUGAGUGGAAAGAGACGGGGAAUAUGGUUUCUACACCUGGCAAGAAGAUAAAAUGGGAUCUGGAAUACAACGCCCGUGUUUUUCUGGAGAUUCUUAGAGGCGAGAAAGAGACGGCUACGGUUGAAUUCACGGGAAAAGAGGCCGAUGCUUCAACUUCGAAUGGAGACGACAUCCAAUCCAAGUUAGACGGCGCAAUUGACAGUCGAUCCAGCACGAUUCCUGUCCCGUAUCUGACACCCCGGAAGUCAGUUGGAAACCAUCUCACCGAAACCUUUAUUGAUGCUGCUCUGGACUCCUUGGCAGAGGAUGACGGCUAUGUUCUUGGACGCGGUCGGAAGCGUACCAAAUUCGCCAGAAGCAGUGGAGCAUGGAGUCUCGUCGAUCUGGAAGCCGAAAACCAUCCAGAAGAGGUUGGGAAAGCUGAUCUGGACGAUGAAGAUACCGUGCGGGCUCAGAGCCCUAAAGCCCAGGACGUCGAUUUAGCACCUAAUCCAGCUGCUUUUGACGGACGGCAUCAAACAAUACCUCAGACGGUCACCGAGGUCUCGAAAGAGGCUGAGCACCAAUACCCCCGGGUUCAGACAGUCGAAGAAAACAUAGGCGACCUCUCGGGUCCGGUUUCGCCUGCUGAACCAACACCUUCUCCUAUUGUGACCGAACCACUGGUAAUGGGCCCGCCCCAGACGCCGAUCAGAGCUCCUGCUCUUCUGCAAUCGGCGAUGAAUAGCAUGGAUGACUUUGACGCCAGUGACAGCUCAGAGGCCGCGACAACUCCUCGACUGUUGCCUAUACCAUCACCGAGUCUCCCUCUCGUGUCUCCUUUAGUCCAUCGUUCAGGAGUUCUAAUCGGAUAUUUUCCGCCAUUAGACACAAGCAUAUCACAAUUGGACGCGUCAAGUGAAAGGGAAACCGAGACUGCUGUCCCAGUGACAGACACCGCAGACUUGACUAAUGGGCUAUUACCCCAUUCUCAUGAGUCGCCGGUUGUUGCAGCGGAUACAUCACCAUCCGAGAAACCAGAUGAGAGCCUCGGGGCUAACCUUGACGCACAUGCAGAUGCUGUGCUGGCUUCUCACGAAACUCAAGUACCGUCCGAACACCCAGAAACCGGGGGGAAAACUGCCUACGAAGCGCCCCAAUGGCUUUCGUCACUGGAGUCUACCAUUGAUCGAGAGCUUCUCCUUUCACAAGAUCAGCCAGCUCCUCACAAUAUAUCCCAGCACAAUAAUCGAGCCGUUGAUGUCGAGGAUGAUGAUCUGUAUGGUGCUCCGGCUGAUGCAGCAGAUGUCGACCCUUCAUUCGCGACGUCGCCUCCUGUUGGACGCCCGAGCAGUCCGCUGGAUGUCCUCGAACAGUUUCAGCAAAUAUCUCCAACGACAGCCGCCGGCUUUUCGGUCCCUCUCAAAUCGGAUGAUGGGCAAAAUGCACCAAAUACGCCGCAGCAGGAUGCGUCCCAGGACAUGGCCAUAAAAUCUCCACAGGAAGGCAUUGCACCAUCCACAAACUCGAACCGAUCCCCUGGCAGAUAUCCUGAACCACAGUCGCCAUUUAGACAGAACCGACAACACCAAGCGAGUCCUGUCAAAUCAACUCAUACUCUUUCGAGACAAGCCUCACGAUCGCAAUCACUCGAUGGACAUGUGGACAGGCAGGAGAUUUUCGGGGAAUACAUCAACCAUCUUGCUCAGCUUUCUGCCCAUUCAAAGACCUCCAGGCAGCUGGUGCCCAAUGCCGAGUCUUCACACGAUGGCUUUCAGGGUGAAACGCAGGUAGAAACGCAGGUAUUGGGGACCACCAAAGUUGAUGACGAUGCUCAUGUCAAAUCUUCCGAAUAUGGCUUGAAAGAGAUAAGGCAGAUCACAUUUCAGGCGACGACGACAGACGAAGUCAAUGAGGAACCCCAGCACCCUUCCGCUACAUCAAACGAGUUGAAGUCUAAGUCUUCUCGAAUGGAACAUAUCCAUACGCACGAGCAUUUUGCACAGUUGCCAACACCAGAUCAGUCUCAGGUACAGCGUUCGUUAUCUGAGCCCGAAUCCCCUAAAUCAGUUCGAGAGUCGGUUGAGGUUGGAUUUCCAUCACCGCGCUAUACACAAGACGACAUCGGUGGCGAAUCACAACAAUCUGCCCUUCCCUUGCUGCAGGAAAUGACUCAAGUCGCCGAUGAGGAUUUAGAGGCAGUGGAGGUUGCAUCGAGCGGAACAAGACCAGCUGCGCAAGCUGAAGGAGCAGAUAUUGGGCAAACAGGUCAGUCGCAACAGACUCAGAAGGAAUCGCCCGCCGCAAAGGGACCCCCUGCGCAACCCGCCAAGGCAGGCACGAGCCCUGCAAAUGCCAGGCCUACCUCUGUCUCACACUUUGAUACACUCACACUCCAUCAAAGCUCCCCACCAUUUUCCGCCGAACAGUCUACCAUGCCGGCGAAUGUAUCUAGUCUGCAUUUCACCCCAAGCAAAGUUACCCGACAACAUUCGUCAUCGCCAGCUCGAAAAGAGAAUGUGAAUCCCGCAAGAGACGACAGUGCUUUCCUGUCGUUGCCAAUGGAAAGGCAAAUCGAAGCACCUCUUGCGUCGGCAGCGCGCCAAGAAGUCGAAAAAGCGUACCUCGAUAUCACCUCUGCUUCUCCGGACCUCACGGCGAACGGAUCGGAACUCAGCAGAGGCACGGGGAUUAGGACGUCUUUUUCAUACCUCUUUCAUUUGCGAUCGUUGCAUACACUGUUUGGUCAGAUUUUAGAUGUCAUUGCUGUGUGCACAGAUGCUUCGUCGGAACCAGAACAGUCGAAAACAGGGCGGAGAGAUUUCCACACUGCACUAAAACUCGCGGAUCCUUCGAUUGUGUCUGAGACACACUCACCCAUAUCUGCUCAAGUAUUUCGACCUGUUAGGACAGCACUCCCCAUGACCCGUCGCGGCGAUGUGGUCAUUCUUCGCAACUUCAAGGUCCAGACCUUUAAUAGACAGUUCAUGCUGAUGAGCACCGACACGUCUUCGUGGGCGGUGUUCAAACCCACAGGCGGCGUGACCAUGUCAUGGUCAGAGGUGGCUAUCUCUGGCCCUCCUCUGGAGUACGGAGCCACCGAAACAACCCUCGUCAGGCUUUUAUUUCGUUGGUGGAACAUGAGUGGACAAAAAUUGUUCGAUGUUGAGCCUGCGCCACAAACUGCACCUCUGAUGGUCGAAAACGGCUCUCCCAACCUUCAUUACAGCUCUCCCAGAUUCAAAGAGGAACCACGGCCCAGCCAUCAAGCGGGUCCAAGUGACGACUUUGGCAACGAGGGCGACAGUCCCGAGACUUUGCGAUCCCUCGCUGCAGAACCGGAAGCGAGCAUCAACGACGAAGCUGCCAAUAGCGGAGACAGACACGAGGUCACGCCGCAACUAGCUAACAAGACGGACAGCAUUCCUCGUAGCGGUGAAACAUCAAACGUCUACCUACGGCGAUCGAGCCGUCGACAGGCCAACGAGACUGACAACUUCGGCAACGAUGGAGAUGGGGACGGGGUCUUGGUCGAUGAUGACUGGGCACAAAAUAUCCCUCUCUCCGACAGGUCCAACCGGCGCAGAGGGUCGACGAUUUCCACAGCCCCCUCUGAACUGGGAAGAUCUUUCACUCCGCGACGUAGUGCGAGACGUAGGAAGUCUCCCAGUCUCGUGCAUGAGUUGCGGGACGGGACCAGAUAUGUGGAUGUAGACCGAAGGAGGAGUGGAAGUCUUGUGCACGAGUUGAGAGACGGGGUAACCUAUGUGGACGAGUAG